GCAAAGAACGCUUAGGAAAUGCGAUGUUUUAUUCAAAACAGGUUUUUGAUGAUGAAAAUGAUGAUAAUAACACAGUGGAAGCUCAUUAUUUAGUCGAAGAAUUUAUGAUUCUCACUAACUUUUCAGUCGGAAAAAUUUUGUAUGAACAUUUUCCCGAUUGUGUUCCUGUCAGAUAUCAACCACCACCUUCUGAAGAAAACAUGCAAGAAUUUCUGACAAAAAACGAUAUAUAUGUUGAUGUAGUUACGCACUUGCAGGAUAAGUGCUUAGGUGGCAAAGUCCGUGGUCUUCAUACACUUUUGUCGAUGGAAAGGGAUGCGCUAGAGGGAAAGUACGUGGUCGUUCCCAAACAGGUGCGACAAAGGAUUACAGAUCCCACCGUAAGUCCUAAACAAGUGCUCACGUGUGAUCAUUUGUUUCCCAUUCAGUAUGUUGUUAAUAUGCAUUGGGUUUGCAUUCAAGAAAUGGCUGGUUAUGUCUGCUGUACUGGAAAAACUUCUGAUUCUACUGAUGGUAAGCAUUACGACCUAGAUGUCUUCCCAUAUGUUCACUUCACUUCACCAAUACGACGCUACAUUGACUUGGUUGUACAUAGGCUUCUGUGGGCAUAUCUUCAUCAGAAACCGUGUCCUUACAAAAGACAUGAAAUACAUUCAUUAUGCAUUGAUUUGUCUUCAAAGCAUAAGCGUGCACACGAAUAUAGACGAAAUUGCAUUCUCUUAAAGAAAGCUUUAGAACUGCAAAAAUAUCAACAGAUGAUACCGUGUUUUGUUGAGGAUGUAUCCACAAGUGGAAUUACUUUUUGCAACCCAGCAUUGAACAACGUGAUGAGAAAGGAUAGGACAUUAGAAUUCAAUCUUUUGGAAAUGGGUCACAAACCUGAACUUAUGCAGGGCACAUCAGGGCAGUAUAUCAAUGCGACAUGGAGAAAGCGAUUGUACGACAGCAAAGGGAUGGCAUUCCAAUAUCUGAAAGGUUCAGGGAAAGUGGACUGUCUACGGCUGAAUUCAAACAAAAACGCCGUACUUAUACCGAUUUGUACAUGGGCACACAUGUUGAAAUCUGCAAUUAACGACCAUAAUGCCGAUUUUCAAAGACAUCUACAUGCCUUUCAACAUCGUUCACCUGAUUUUCCAGGGUAUGAUGAUGUCAGCACUGAAAGCAUUGAAUUGAAGGAAUUGAAACCUUGCACAAAGUUUUCAGUCGAAUUUAGACGGGGUCAGGUCAUUACUAUUCAAAUGUCUGCUGGACCAUUACGUGGCAUUAUGGUUCCAAAGCCCGUGUGUUUAAAAUUGACUGAUACUAUUUCAUUUUGUUUGUUGCAUACAGAAGAUCCCGUGUUGCACCUGUCUAACUAUUCCAAUCAGGCAGUAUCGAAAUCUUUCCGUAAUGCGACACAGUAUGUAAAUGAAUGGCUACCGCUCAUUCUAAUGGAAUCUGCCGCCAACAUAGUGGGUUGCUCAAAUGAUAAUGUCAGCAUUAAUAAUGUCAACAUUAACUUUACAUCGGGUACUACCGGAAAAUUCGUUCUUUCGAUCCAACACUGUGAAGAACGAAAUAUAGAACUGUCCGGUAUACAAAGGGACGAGUCUGACAAAGACGAAGCCUUAAUUAAACAGUCGUGCGAUUGGCUUUGUCUGAAAGUACCUCUUCAAAGAGGCACAGCCACUACCCAUGACGUCAAUUACAAUUAUUGGAUUGGUCACGGAGUUAUCACUGAUAUUAAACAAAAAGGAGCACAAAGUGAUAAACUUUUAGUUAAUUUUAAACUGUGUGCAAGAGCUGGGUCGUUUCCUUCUGCGAUAGGUAAUGGCAAUGCGAAAUGCAGUGUAGAAAUACUCAAGAAGUCAUAUGUUGACUGUCGGACGGAAAAAAUCAUACAACAUCUUCAAAGAUCAGAAGAUUUUCUUUCAAAACAGAUAGCCAUUAAACAUCGAAUACCAGAUUUGGAUUCCUGUUACAUAGAUGCCCUAAACGGGUUAACGUUGGAUCUAAGGAAAGCUAUGCUCAAGAAUAACGACAAACAGAAAGAGGCGAUUGAAAGAGCUAUGACAUCACGUUUUACCUUAAUACAGGGACCACCUGGAACAGGUAAAACGCACACUGGCAUCACAUUGAUCUAUCUUUUUGAUAAGAUUAAUGAAAAAAUCAGUACUCAGAGUAACCAGCCGAGAAAAAGCAUAUUGUUUUGUGGACCAUGUAAUAAAUCAGUGGACCAUGUAGCAAGGUGGAUGCUAAAGAAAAUGGGAACUUACUCUCUCAAAUUUGUGAGGGUCUAUGGAAAAUGGAUUGAAGCCAUUGAUUUCCCCAUACCUGGUAAAACUUUUUACCACCCGAAAAACCUAGAGCCAGCGCGUGAUCUUCAAUGUGUUUCUUUGCACCAUCUAAUUCGUGAGGAUGGCAAACCAUUUGCUGAAGAAAUAAAGGAUGUUGACAAACACUUUAAAGAGCAUGAAUAUAUUCCAAUGCCUGCUAAAGUGAAGGAAUACAAAAAAAUGCUACGGAUGGCAUGCCAGGAAGAACUAAAGAAGUACCACAUAAUUCUUUGUACAGCUGAUGUUGCUACAAAUCCAAAUUUGAUUCAAAAUUUAAAUAUUCAACAGCUCAUCAUGGACGAAGCGGGUAGGUGUCCCGAACCAAAAUGCUUGGUUCCCAUUAUUUCUUCAAAGGCUGAACAAGUUGUCCUCAUUGGCGACCACAUGCAGCUGCGACCAAUCAUUAAAUGCAAAGAGGCAGCUGAACUGGGAAUGGACACUUCUCUGUUUGAACGAUAUGCGCGCAUGGGUACAUCCGAGAAACUUGAAAAGAAUGUGAAGUUUACAAUGUUAGAGCAUCAAUAUAGUAUGCAUCCUAGGAUAUGUGACAUUUCAUCAAAGCUGUUUUAUGAGGGCAAGCUUCAAACAAAGCACGACUUCACCAACGACCAGCCGCUUCCGAUAUGGCCACAGCAUGAAUCCCUUGGCUUAAUACCCCAUGUGUUCGUGCACCUUGUAGGCAAUGAAGAAAUGCUUACAGUUUCGACCGAAGACGGCAAUGAAAUGUCAAAUAGUAACGCAGAAGAGGUGGAUUAUGUCGUAAAGUUAUACAAAUAUUUGAUUAAUCAGGCUCCGAGUGAAACCGUUUAUAUCUUAUCACAAUACAACGCUCAAUGCUCGGAAAUAAAACGAAAGUUGCGAGAAAUGAACUUAUAUGAUGACGAUGUCAGCACAGUGGUCUCAAGUCAAGGAGGGGAGUGGGAUUACGUGAUAUUCAGCACUGUAAGAUCCCUGCCUGAGUAUAAAAUUGAGAAGAAACCCACAUUGGGCUGGUGCAAAUACAAUCUGGGUUUUAUCACCGACCGGAACCAAGUCAACGUGGCCAUAACAAGAGCCAGGAAGGGUCUCGUCAUCGUUGGAAACAAGAGUCUUCUCCGAUGUGACAGGACAUGGAGUAAAAUCCUGGACGAAUAUGACCACUACGGAUGCGUUAAAACUCCGGAGGAAUUCCCGCCACCAAACACGAGUUUGACGAGACAGGAAGUCAUGGCCCGUGCGCGGGCGCAAAUUUUCAAACGGAACUUCCAGAUCUAUGAUCGUGGGAAGGCCACAUCAUACGAUGGACCAAUCGAUUAAAUACCUAAAUCACGGUUUCAAAAUCGUAGAGCACGAUGAGGGAUGCGCAGUAAACCGUCUUAGAAUAAGGGAAAACUAUUCUCAAAGAAGAUACUGUCCCCGAUGGUUAAAGAAAAAAUGGAAGAUAGAUGACACAGGUGUUGAUACAUUCAUAUGUGCGGAUUUCAACACAUUUUGUGAAAGCCAACAGGAUGAAUAACUAAUUAUCAAAAAUAUGUUUGAGGUAAUUCUUCUACAUUCUGCAGUCUACAAGUCAGUAAAUUCAUGUUCUUUAUUAUGCAAAAAAGUAUGCGUCUUGUUAUCGAUGCUUAUUUCUAUAAACAGAUUACAGUCCUUCAGACCUAAAACUAUUAUUAGAAUAACUAUAUUCUUCGUCAGAAGAUGACUUUAUGUACAUGUACAUAGUUGUGUAAAAUGUGGAUAAUUUGUUUACAUGACUAAAAUUUAUUAAGCGAUAAAAUUACAAAGCUCAGUGUUUUUAAUAUACUGUAGUCAGAGUUGAUGUGUAUAUCAAACAACCGGUAGUGAACGUUUAAUCUAGAUUCAACUUCAUAGCAGCUACAUGUAUUCAUAUGAAAUAUAAAUUUACGUUAACAUGUUUCGUUUCUUUUCCGCAAAUGUUGCAAAAUCCUUUGUUAGUUAUUCCUUUUUUAUCAAGCAUAACGCGUUUAAAGACAAUCUAGGUAAACAGAAACAAAUCGAUAAUGAAUGUUUCAAAAUGAAACUUCAUACAUAGAUUAAGCAAUACUUUAUGUAUUGCAAAGAGUAAGGCAAUAUUUUUGCUGAUAACAAUUGUUAGACGUGUUUUAAUUGAGGUUAUUAAUAAUAAUUUAGUUCAAAUGUUAGGGUAUUGUUUUUAAAUAUAUUAAUAAUUAAACGCCAUGAACAUUAUCUGGAAAGAUUUUUUGGACAUGAGCCGCUAGUUUUUUGUUUACGGCUUGUGACCAAGUGGAUGCAUAAUAGGAAAUAAUUAUAAUUAACACAACAAAACAAUAAAUAUAGUUAUGUUAACUUUUCAAUUAUAUAUUUUCACACAUGAUUUUAAGAAGUUGAUACACAUUCAUACGGCAUUAUCCUAUGAAAGGUAUUCGUCACUACUGCGACAAGUUCUAGUUUGUGCCCGUUUAUACAGAAUAGUCAGUUAUCAAGUAAAUUAAUUCAGUUAAAUAGGACAAAAGAACCAUUUGUCAAUUCGAAAAUCUGUAAAUAUGGUCCCUGAAUAUGUUUUGCCAUCACGAUGAUUGUCGUUCUUGUUAUUGUUUUUCGGUUGUUUUAUAUCUGUUUAAAUAAAUAAUGGGAUGACUGCAGUUACCAAUAUACUUAGACGGUGCUUCCAUUGACAAGUUUGUCUACUAUAACUUUCAAAUAGACAGUGUUCCGAUGUCAUAUAAACGAUGCCAUAUCAUAUACGCUUUGUCUGCAUAAUUUGCUUAUCCCGCUUAUUACAUUUAUAUGAUAAGGGGACCUGUGGUUAGAAUGUGCUUUUAAUGUGAACAAUAUUUGUGUGUUUCUUAUUAAUCUUCAUUGAUGGUUUUAGUUUUAGUUUUUUCUUAAAAGUAAAACAAUUACAAUUGUGUGUUGUUGUUAGUUUUAUUUGUUCAUUAUGAAAAGUCAAAGAUCACUGUGUUUUAUCUACAUACAUUAUGCACUUCAUACUUGCGUAUUGCAAUAUCUAUGUGAUCUAAUAUAGCCUGCCAAACAAACAUUGUUGACAAUUGUGUUUUCUAUGGCUUCUUUGUUUUCGUAUAUUAGGUAAGUAUGUACUUAUGCAUUAUACAUCUGGAUUGCACCCAAUCAUAAUGAUUAAACAAACACGACAAUUCCUGUUUCACAGUGUGGCGGUAUAGGGAACACAAUUAUAUAUAACGUCUAAGAACGAUUUUUCUAUUUAUUUUUG
Dreissena polymorpha is the source of this 5508-nucleotide messenger RNA. Its product is annotated as helicase with zinc finger domain 2-like. Gene Ontology annotation, molecular function: RNA nuclease activity; RNA binding; 5'-3' DNA helicase activity. The record is from RefSeq and is a predicted model, not a curated record. The transcript has 10 exons. Lineage: Eukaryota; Metazoa; Mollusca; Bivalvia; Myida; Dreissenidae. The coding region runs from base 24 to 3611 and encodes 1195 amino acids.